CUUUACAGCCUGCAAACUGCACCUUUUUUCGUUCCCUCGUAUUCAGGCCUUUUCCGGGAUGAUGAAGAGUCCAGGUGGCACAGCCGAGGCGGGGCGGCGGCGAAGGCGAGCCCACGAGAGGCGUUCUCUCUAAUGAGUCCCGUGCUCAGCUUCCGGUGGCCUGAAGAAACUAAUUUCGAAUCUACACACCUGUGGGGGCAUCUGCAAUUCACCUUUUCUGAAAGUUUUAGCAACAGCUCUGCUUACCGAAGUGGGCAAUCGGUAACACUGCAUACAGAUGUAGGUGAUAUUAAAAUAGAAAUCUUCUGUGAGAGGACACCCAAAGCCUGUGAAAAUUUCCUGGCUCUUUGUGCCAGUAAUUACUACAAUGGCUGUAUAUUUCAUAGAAAUAUAAAGGGCUUCAUGGUUCAAACAGGAGAUCCCACAGGUACUGGAAGAGGAGGUAACAGUAUCUGGGGCAAGAAAUUUGAGGAUGAAUACAGUGAAUAUCUUAAGCACAAUGUUAGAGGUGUUGUAUCUAUGGCUAAUAAUGGCCCAAAUACCAAUGGAUCUCAGUUUUUUAUUACCUAUGGCAAGCAGCCACAUUUGGACAUGAAAUACACAGUAUUUGGAAAGGUAAUAGAUGGUCUGGAGACUCUAGAUGAAUUGGAGAAGUUGCCAGUAAAUGAGAAGACAUACCGACCUCUUAAUGAUGUGCACAUUAAGGAUAUAACUAUUCAUGCCAACCCAUUUGCUCAGUAGCUUUAAUAGACAUGGACAAAUGCUUGCCAAACUCUUUGAGGAACACACCUGUUGUGGUUUACCCAGUUUUAAUUAUGUCAUAGAUUGCAUCAUCCUACUUGUUUACAACUAAGGUCUUCUGAGUUAGUGGUACCAAAAGGAACCAAUUAGCUUUUAUUCCCACUCUUAGAGCAUAUUCUUUACUAUAACUAUUAUCCAAUGUAUUUUAGUUUUUUUUUAAAAAAUUCUGUUUAAUUUUUGUUACAUAAAAACAUUCAUUUUUAAAUGCUGAGCCUCAAAUCAGUCAUUUUGAGCGCCGUAAUUAUAAACUCCUACUAUAUCUAGUCCACAUCGUGAAGUAUUAUUUUCCAUUCGUUGUUCACUUUGUGCAGUUAGAAAGAGGAAGGACAAGAUAAAGAGAGGGUCUAGAAAGGCCAGCCAAUACAUUUGCUAUUUUAUUUGGUGUUCGGAUUUAUAAUAAAGGCUGAGAUAUCCUAGACUCCAGUAAACACACAGAAUUUCCCAACUGAUUUGCCCAUGGAACAUUUUUUUAAAGCAUAUCUUUUAAAAUAUUGCACAAUAAAGCUCUACAGAUGAUCCAUUUGAAAAAUGCAAUAAGUUUGUUAAGAAUACCAUUUGUAGAGUCCUGGUAUAUGUUUGAAUCAUAGCUCUGUACCCUAGUAGUAGCUUUAGGCAAAUUAACAUCUCUAAGGUUUAGUUUUCUCAUUCAUAAAUAAUUCCCCCAUAGACUAUUGUGAAAAUUGAAAAAAAAAAUAAUGUGUGUAAAGUUUCUGGCAUGUACUGAGUGUUCUGUAUUAAGUAAAUGGAAGCUGCUCUGCUAACAUUUCACCUUGACCAGAGGGCUCUUACCUAACCAGGGCAUUUAUCAGACUCUACCAUUGAGUUGAUCAAGGACCAUGUUCCACUUACUGCCUAGGUUACCUUAAAUUUUGGGUAUUCCUAAAACCAAACAUAUUUUGGUUUGUGUCAUUUUUGCAGAUGGCUUAUUUAAAUGUUUUGGGUUUUUUCUUUAGAGUUUGAGAGUUAACUUGUAGCUGUCCUCUUGUUACCAUUUACACAUACAUUCCACUAAACUGAAGUGCCAAUUAUACUAAUGUCUCAUAUUUUGUUUCAGCCUUGUAAUUAUUUUGGUUUCCAGAAUUAGUAUUAAAGGCCAUUUUAGGCCAGAGUUUGUUUUGCCACUUCUAAUCCCUGAUAUCUUCUCCAAACAUGUCAUUGAAGUUUUUGUCAUCACUUUUAAAAGGCUUUUCCUGAUUCUGCACUGACUGGCAUUCUCUCAAUUUUUAUUCUAAAUCCUGCCAUUUUUAAAAGUAGUGUCAAUAUGGUCAUUUUUGGGUUAUUAGAGCUCAUUCUUAUAAAGUCAGCUCAGUUAUACCCAUAAGGAUCUCAUACAU
Phyllostomus hastatus (greater spear-nosed bat) is the source of this 2135-nucleotide messenger RNA. RefSeq names its product peptidylprolyl isomerase like 3 (gene PPIL3). Gene Ontology annotation, biological process: protein folding; protein peptidyl-prolyl isomerization. Gene Ontology annotation, molecular function: peptidyl-prolyl cis-trans isomerase activity. Lineage: Eukaryota; Metazoa; Chordata; Mammalia; Chiroptera; Phyllostomidae. Bases 133 to 741 code for a protein of 202 amino acids. The record is from RefSeq and is a predicted model, not a curated record. The transcript has 7 exons. Gene Ontology annotation, cellular component: catalytic step 2 spliceosome.